AUGCUGAGCGUGAACACGUCGCCAAUGCAGGCUCCAGGGAUCAGCACCACGGAGGAGAGGUUCCUUCAGGCUGAGCAUUUCGUUACUGUCGUGCUCUCCCGACUGGAAAAAGACCCCAUGUCGGUGUCUCCACGCCUCUGGGCCUUCCAACAGCAGCCUACAGCGAAUCGACUGUGGGCCUUCAAGCAGCAAGCGCUGGUGGGCUCGUGCGAUGUUUCCCGUGGCUCGAGGAAAUACGAGGAGCUGAACCCGCAGAGAAACGCCACAGGGCUACUAGGCUUCCACUGCUGCCAAUUUGUCGCUGGAGACGACUCGAAAUUGUAG
Molecule: messenger RNA, 324 nt
Organism: Phytophthora infestans T30-4
Lineage: Eukaryota; Oomycota; Peronosporomycetes; Peronosporales; Peronosporaceae
Exons: 1
Coding region: 1-324 (107 amino acids)
Source: RefSeq, a predicted model, not a curated record